Molecule: messenger RNA, 3187 nt
Organism: Scleropages formosus (Asian bonytongue)
Lineage: Eukaryota; Metazoa; Chordata; Actinopteri; Osteoglossiformes; Osteoglossidae
Exons: 6
Coding region: 525-2816 (763 amino acids)
Source: RefSeq, a predicted model, not a curated record
CACGGCGACUUCAAACUCCGGCGCGAGCUCGCCGCGCGAGCACCGCUGCGGCUUCCCGCGCCUCGGAACAGAGCGACGGCGCCCCCUAAAGGCGGAGGAGGCGGUGCGAUGAGCAGGCUGUCAUCAUGAGGCGAUUCUGCAUCGGCGCUGCUGAGACACGCACAGCAGCGCGUAUCCGGCGUUGAAAAACGGUGCAGGGUGAAAUGCGAGCGGAAAUGGGCAACAAUUGAUGCAGGCGAACGAGGAGGGACUGGCUGAAGAGCAGAAGACAAAGACUGGCGGACCCGCAGCGAGUCCAGAAGGGAUCCCCGCACCCGCACCCGAACCGCAUCCAUCCGCAGCCCGCAGCCCGGCACGCUGCGGUUCUUCAUCAUGCAGACCCGAUCGCAAAGACAGUAAGGAGCAUCCAGAAGCUUGUAAAGCAAAACAAUCAUUUAAACAAAAAGAUGAAAUCAUCAUUGCCAGUGAGGAUCAUUCACAAAGUAACACAGGGAAGGUGAGCCAUUACUACGGGCAUCAUAGGUAUGUUCCAGCAAAAUAAUAAUAACAACUACCCCUGCCUGCAGAGGGUCUGUGGAAACAGGGACAUCCUGCUGGAUGGAGUGGAAGGAUAUAUCCCUUCAGUCAGGCACUUACAUGACCUCGGGAGGGUAAAGGGCUUUAGGACAUGGGUGGUAAGCACUAAAACCCAGAUUGGUGGUCAGCACCUAAAGCCUAUACUGAAACUUGCAGACCCAGCACCCUGUUUUAGAAUGGUGGGUGGAAUUGCACCCCGGCAUGCAAAUGACCCAUUGGGCAACCUACGCCCAAGGAAGGCCAGGACGAAAAACACUGUUAAGCAGGACACAAGGACCUUCCAAGAGGAUAAGCAGGACAGAGAGUCCCAGUCCCAAGGAACUGAGAGCUUCCAACAUACUCUAGUGAAGAACUGUGCAAAACAUCAUGAAGCUGAAAGCACAGCAGCAGCAAGUCUGAGGAAAAAAGGCAAAGAGUGUAAUCAGUCAAGACACAAUGUGGACGCGGAGUCCAAAAGCUGCAGGAUGCCCGAGCAUUUGGAUUCGAGACAAAGGAGUUCUGAGGUUGGCAGGGAAGAUCCAGCCAAAGCCGAUGUGCACAAGUUUCAAUCCAAGUCCCCUGAAAUCACAAACAGCUGCUUUCUGGACUCAUUGGGGAACCAAAGUGAUGAGCCUAGCACUGGCUGCACAGGAGAUGUCAAAGCCUCCAUGAAAUGCAAGAAUGACGUUCAUGCAGUUUGUGUGACAGAGACCUUGAAAUAUCUCUUGGCAAAGAUUGAAUCCAAGAAGACCACAGAGUCUGAAAUUCCUCAAAAGCAAAACCAGAAGAGCAAUGGGGGGUCAAGUGAAGGAAUGAUGGAAAAGUUGCCACGCCGAUGGGUUACUACUGAUGUCCCUGAGAGACAUAGCUGUAUGGAGACUGGGUCAGUUGAUCAAGGUUGUGGACCUUGCUCACUGGUCCAUCAAGGUCUCUUUAGCUCCACCAGUGGCGAGGAGAAUUGUGGGAAAAAUCUGAGGAGCCCCCAGAAGGUGGAAACAGAGCUACUGGGGAUUAAACAGGCUGAGCUAUCAGCUGAUUCCAGUUCCUGUAAGACACAAAGUGGGCAGAUUUCUGAGGUACAAGCUUGGUUGGAAGCAAAAUGGGUGGUGAAAGAACCAAACAAGCAGGCUUUGUUAUUAAUCUCCAGCGAGGAAGGAGGAAUGAGGUCAGCUAUUUUUCCUUCACGAGGUCUUGACAGUGCUCCUUCUGGGGCUGCACAUGUGUGCUGUAAUCUGGUACCCUCAGAGGCUGGGAAAAUGGUCCUUACACUUCCAAGCAGGUGGCAAACUGAGGUCGAAAGUAGGAUGCCAGCACUGCCAACGUUGGAGGAGCCGGAGCAGCAGGAAAAAUGCAAGAUCACGGUAACAAGUGUCGAGGAGUGUGUCGAUGUGGAGCAGGAUGACGAUUUUGGCCUGUUUGUACAGGCAAUAGAUCAUCCAUCCUGGGACAGUGACAAAGAUCUGCACCAAGUGCCUUGCGAUAAAAGUGAACGUCCAGUAGCAGAAAGUUAUGCCACUGAGGGUAUAGCUGUCAGUUUGCUGUCAGAUGGAAGGGGAGGCCAGCUCCCCCAGUCAGAGGACACGUGGAUUGCGUUCCAAGAUGACGUCGGUCCCCAGCUGGGAAAAGGACAAGAGGAGCAGCUUCCAAAGCAGCCAGAGGGACAGUGGUGGCCCCCAAGUGCUGUGGAAGAUAAGAACCCCCUUCCUUCCCCAAAGACCUCUGACAAUGUGGUCGGUACCUCGUUCGAUCAUCCGUCACCAGUAGAUUUUAUUCACAAACACACAAUGCCAGUCAAUUAUUGGACAUUGGUUACUGUUGACGUUUCUGCUAGAUGGUGUUUCAGUGAGCGUACAGUAUACACAGUAUACUCAUCUUGUGGUGUCUGUAUGUCUGCCCAGUCCGGUGUGAUUUUAGACGCAUUCCCGUCUACAUCCCCGCCCUGCUGCAAUCCUGACAGCAUCAUGUCUCUUAGACAACUUGUGCAGAGCAAUCCAGCGACAGACAACAGGGGCCUAUUAGGCGAGCUGCAGGAUGUGAAUAGAGUCAUUGGUUUAAAAUACAAGUGGACAGAGUCACAUUCUCACAAACUUCUUCUCAAUUCUUUGCACUUGGACCAGUGCAGCAAGAAUCACGUCAACAGCUCUAGACCGGCCAGUGACAGUUCUUCACGGGGCGCCUCAAUGACGAGUGAGAAAUCUCCUCUCAUUGGUUAUGGGAGGAUGGGCUUGUCUCAUCCCAUCAGCAAGAACAUCCUGGCAUAGGCCGACUACCCAUUCCAGACCGCUGCCGACUUCAGGUGCAGAAACGCUUUGCUGCGGCCUUACAUGGACGGCCUACACAGCACUGGGGGUGAUCCAAAUGACACUUGCUGAAGACAGAUCCUUCUCUCAUGACAAACUCCUUAUGCGAAAAACAGAACAGCGAUGUUCUUUUUCUUCACACACACAUACAUGUGGUUUGGGACCGCCAGAUUACAACACGAUGGGUACAUGUCUAAAAACAGUCUGCAGGAAUAUAUGACCAAUUUUUGCUUGCUCUCAUACGUCAUGUAAAAAUACAUACAUAGUGAUGUGCUUUUCUAAACAGGAACAAAAAAUGCUUCUCUCUCUGUGUCUCACUCUCACACACACAC